Prunus persica (peach) is the source of this 1212-nucleotide messenger RNA. RefSeq lists its product as uncharacterized. The coding region runs from base 1 to 1212 and encodes 403 amino acids. The record is from RefSeq and is a predicted model, not a curated record. The transcript has a single exon. NCBI's taxonomy places the organism in Eukaryota, Viridiplantae, Streptophyta, Magnoliopsida, Rosales, Rosaceae.
AUGGAAAUUUCCGAAGAUAUACUUCAAUAUGUUUUCUCAUGGUUACCAGCAAAACCUAUUUAUAGAUUCAAAGCUGUCUGCAAAUCUUCUUCUGAAUUCUCAACAAACAAGUUAUUUGCGUGGACCCAAGCUCGUAACUUGCACGUCAAGGAUGACUCAGGGUUCUUUCUUCAACCUAGUCUCUCCACCGGGUUCAAGCAUCGUGACAAAGUAGAAUAUCACUCACUACCUGGUGAACAACUCUUCUCAGGUGUGCCCCAAAAAUCUCUUCAGUCUCUCCAAAACACCGGAUCAAAGGUCUUGGCAUCAAGUAAUGGCUUGAUACUUUGUCAAAACACCAAAACCCCAGAUGAUCGUAACUUAUUUCUUUGCAAUCCCACAACACAAACUUGGCGAACCAUUCCAACCCCACAAGAUUUAGGAGGAGUAAAUUGGCCCAAAGGAGUUGUGCUUGAGUGCAACAUUAACAAUCCAAUUUCAGACCCUGAUCAUCAAGACUAUAUGCUACUAAUCAUUCAUCCACCAAGAGACUGGUUACCCCACUAUGAGUGCAAAAUUUACUCGCCAAAAGAGGGCAGAUGGAAGGAAAAAAAAGUUCAUAAAUUCGGUCCUAGAACACUUCAUCUUGAUAUGCCUGUUUAUCACAAUGGUGCUGUCCAUUUUGUUUCAGAUUGUAGGGAUCCAUCGGUGCGCAGAGGAAGUGUAUACUAUAGGCCAUAUAUUGUGGCAUAUGAUAUUAACAAUGAUACCACGAGAAAACUAAGACUGCCUAAUGAUGCAAGGAAGGGGUCGGAUGAUACUGUACACAAUACCAAAUUGGGGAUUUUCAAGUGGGGAAGUAGGAAAAGUUCAUCUGAGUCAAUCUGUUUGGUAAGGCUGAAGAAGUAUGUGUUCACUGCAUGGGUUUUGAGAGACUACGAUUCGGUUUCAUGGAUUCGGAUUAUGAAAAUUAGGGUUAGAGCAAUGGGGUUGAUGGAGCCUAACCCUAAUCAUAUUGCAGGGUUUACAGUCAUGAAUGGGAAGACUUUGCUAUUUGCAACUAGAAAGAAAGUCUAUAGUUAUAAUAUGAUGGGUCGAAGUCAACAGAUUGAACAAGUUUGUGAGCAUCAGUGUCAGCGUCAAUAUGAUAAUUAUUGCAACGUUUGUUUCACCUCCUAUUCUAACACCCUUCAUCCACUUGGAAUUGGUGCUGCAACAUUGCCCGACAUCUAG